Carica papaya (papaya) is the source of this 1417-nucleotide messenger RNA. Its product is annotated as serine acetyltransferase 1, chloroplastic-like. Gene Ontology annotation, cellular component: cytoplasm. NCBI's taxonomy places the organism in Eukaryota, Viridiplantae, Streptophyta, Magnoliopsida, Brassicales, Caricaceae. Gene Ontology annotation, molecular function: L-serine O-acetyltransferase activity. The record is from RefSeq and is a predicted model, not a curated record.
GACGUCUAUAACAAGCCACAUUUGCUUAUCCCUUCCAACCCUCGUUCCCUAUGUCAGAUCACAUUUUCCCAAGAAAAUCUCCUUUUCCAUGAAAGUUCAUGUCAUAGGUAGACCUUUGAGUCUCCUGUUAUAUAUUAACUUGCCUUCUUUUCGAUCCCCUCAACGUCUCCAGUUUUCUUCCCGCGCAUCUCCUGUGAUUUUCUGUCGGGCCAAACCCCAGAAAGCUUCCGAUAAUUCUAUGGCGGCUUGCAUUGAAGCUUCGAUAUCAGACUGUCCCCAAACCGAUGAUGGGUUCAGGUACGUCAAGAUUUACAGAACCGGUUUCUCUGACCAUUCUUCUUGUAUACCCAUCACUCGGAAUCAGACUAAAAUGAUUCACACUCGCCCACUCGUGGACGAAAUCCAUCGGGAAGAGGAUAGAGUCGAUGUUUGGGUUAAAAUACAAGAGGAAGCUAGAUCGGAUGUUGAGCGAGAACCCAUUUUGUCAAGCUACUAUUACACUUCGAUAUUGUCUCAGCAAUCGUUAGAGAGGGCAUUAGCGAAUCAUCUCUCGAUCAAGUUAAGCAACUUGAGUCUCCCUAGCUGUACCCUGUAUGAUAUUUUCUUGGCGGUGCUUCAAGAUGAUAGGGAAAUAAUCGAGGCAGUGGAGGAAGAUUUGCGAGCUGUCAAAGAACGAGACCCUGCCUGUAUAAGUUAUGUGCAUUGUUUCUUGAACUUCAAAGGAUUUCUCUCCUGCCAAGCUCAUAGAUUAGCGCAUAAACUCUGGUCGCAAAACCGGAAAGUAUUAGCACUGUUGACAAACAGAGUAUCCGAGGCUUUUGCCGUGGAUAUCCAUCGAGCCAAAAUCGGGCGGGGGAUUUUGCUCGACCACGCUACCGGAGUAGUGAUCGGCGAGACGGUGAUCGCAUAUGUUCAUCUACACAACGUGACACUGAGGACUGCAGCUUGUGGGGACCGGCACCCCAAGAUUUGGGCAUGAGUGCUGAUGGAGCAGGGCUGUAUUUUGGGGAACAUUAGGAUUGGGGAUGGAGCCAAGAUUGGUGCUGGUUCAGUGGUGUUAAAAGAUGUGCCGCCGAGAACCACAGCUGUAGGGAACCCAGCAAGACUUGUUGGAGGAAAAGCAAAUCCAAUCAAGCUCGAUAAGAUUCCUAGUUUCACCAUGGAUCAUACUUCCCAUAUAUCUGAAUGGUCUGAUUAUGUUAUAUAGUUGCAAUUUUUGUUUGGUUUACAACUUUAGUCUUUCUGGGUUUUUUAAGAGAGAACUGAAGUUCUCUUAUCAAGAAAUGGGUAAUUUUAAAGCUGCUUAGUCCAUGUUAAGCAGGCUCUAGUCAUCUGCGAUGUACUGUACUGGUUUUUAGAUAUUGCCAUGAAUUACUUGUACUUAACCAGAUAUAUAAAGUUCUUCUCAUUUAGUUAA